Molecule: messenger RNA, 3810 nt
Organism: Mollisia scopiformis
Lineage: Eukaryota; Fungi; Ascomycota; Leotiomycetes; Helotiales; Mollisiaceae
Exons: 1
Coding region: 437-3652 (1071 amino acids)
Biological process (GO): RNA 3'-end processing
Molecular function (GO): RNA uridylyltransferase activity
Source: RefSeq, a predicted model, not a curated record
UGCUGACUUUUAUUUUGCACAAAUAGCAAAUUGAUUCUUGGAAACUUCACCAGUAAUCAAAGUCGGUCCUGGCCUUCCGAUCGUUUAGUACUCGUUUCUGUGUGGACAAUGGACCAGACUGUUCAACGUCUUGAGUACUCGUUCAGUUUUACCCAAUCGAAAACGGGCUACACGAGAAAAGGUGAAUAUAGAGCUGGCAUCUCCUAUCAUAUCAAGACACACGAAACUUCCCAAGAUUGAUUCGGCAAUCUCUUUCCUUUCGCGUCUUCCAACACAACCUACUUUUGAGAUACCUAGUCAUCCAGCGCAAAUCCGACUGGACUCGGUAGUCACAUGAUCGAGUUUUCAACUUGCACAAGUAUCGUCGAAUCGCGAAGCCGCUCAAACUUCUCAUCGGCUUAUUUGAGACACAUCGCACUCGAAGGAUCAUUCAACUAUGCCUCCUCACGCGCCUGGAGAAGGUGCAAACCUCGAGGACCGUCUUCGUGGAUUGAUCCUCAGUAAUGCAAACGCCAACCCAGAAACAAAUGGAGGCUCCCUAUCGACUUCACAGCAGUCAGGAAUCGACAGUGAUAAUAUGGUCCCUUAUUCGGAAAAUGUUCCUCCUCAAGAUACGCGUCUUCAGGACGCCUCUACUGUCGCCCAAACAUCCAAAAGUAAAAGACCAAAUCAGGCCCAACGAAGACAAAUGAAUUCUCAGUUGUCGAUCCCUAUCGAUCCUCGACCCGUUCAUGGAGCUCAAGCAGGACGCGGACCUGGACCUUAUGGACCUGCUCCUAGCACGCCUUGGGGCCCCGGACAAUUUAACAACCGUGGUCAGAUGCACCAAAACCAAAGAUCUCGUCACCAACAAUAUUCUCCGCGUUUCCAACAGGGUGGACCUGGAUCUCCAUAUUCUCCUCGAUCUCCAUUUCCUCAAGGGUCUCCACAAUCACCUAUGCCUCACUAUCAACCGGGCCCUAGUCCUCCAUUUCAGUCUCGACAAGGUCAAGGUCAAUUCCAGCAACCUCAACAAUCAAACCAUUAUUCUCGACCGCCGCCACCUCAAAACAGACAGCUUUACCAACCAGGACCCCAAAAUAUGGGUGGUCGAGGACGAGGAACCGGUCACUAUUCAGAUGAUACUGUAUCACAGAGCGCUCAUCUUGAUCGUUUGGUUCAAAGCAGUGUUCCUGAGGUUGGUGUUGAUGUGGAAGAAGAAGCAGAGAAAGAAGCCUUUAGAGCACUGAUUGAGAACGCGUGCCGAGAUGCAAUCACAGAGUACGAGCAACAAGAACUGGAGAAUGAAAAGUUUAACUCUCAAUCUGUCGAACUACAAUGUUUUGGCAGCAUGAGAUCCGGAUUUGCAACAAAAGCUUCGGAUAUGGACCUCGCACUGCUUACUCCGAAAUCUCGCCCAUCUCCCGACUCUCCAGAAUCUCCAAUUCCUAGAAUACUCGAAAAGAAGCUUUUGAGCUUAGGUUAUGGUGCUCGGCUUCUCACUAGAACCAGAGUUCCAAUCAUCAAACUUUGUCAGAAGCCUCCCCCGAAGCUACUUGCCGACUUGAAUGAAGAACGUCUGAAAUGGGAAAAAGGCUUCAGAGGUGACGAGGAGGAGGAUGAAGAUGAGUUCGAUACCGAAACCAUGACUACUUCCAAAGAUACAUCAGAGAAAGUCAAAGCCGAUCACUCUGCUGUCAACGUACCCCACGAGACCAAAGUAGUUAUGCAAGCUGAUAAAGUUUCAACUCUCAAGCAAAAACAUAACCAAUCUUUAGGUGAUUACCACAACCUAGCCAAACGCUACUUGAGGAAGCUAGGUGGUCGGGACGUGAUGGGCAGCUCACCACCCCUCAGCGAUGAAGAAGGCGAUAUACUCAACAGUGUAUGCAAAGAAUUCAUCAUAGGUCUGUCAUCGAAAGAAUUGUCAUAUAGAUUGCAGACUUAUCAAUCGAUAUCUCCUCUAUUCGACUCCUCGAUGCCUCUCUUGCUACGCUCACUUCAAGGUGUUGUUACUCAAGCCGAGGGCGAGCGGUUGGCCAUGGCUUGGGACUCACGUACUGUUUUGGAAUCAACCGAGGCCCGAGAGUCUGAAUAUUCCGAGUGGGUGCAGUCAUGGCGAGCAAUGCAGGGCGUUCUUGGAAAUGUGACGGAUCCGGUAGUGUAUAACAAACAGUUGUACUUCGCCUCUGAGAAACUCAAAAGAAUCUCUUCUCUGCAACUGGCAUUCUUGGAACAAAUCCAGCAUGAAGAACCGGUAUUCUACCAUACUAGAGCCCAAAGAAUCAUGGAUGACUUGUGUGGGAAGGACCAGGCAUUGAGUAGCGAAUUUACUCCGCUGCUUGUUGCACAAUACAUCAAGGGCAUUGGAAACCAGCAAAUCCGUGCAGCCCUUCAAAACUGCGACCUGACUGGACUAACUCUACAACGAGUUGCUAUCCAACACCGAGCUUUACAUCUGGCGAUCGAUUAUGAGCAUGCCUUGAAAUCUAGUCUGUUUGAUCAAUAUCGAGAAGAUGUUGAGCAGUACAUUGCUUUACUGCGAAACUUGAAACUGGACAAUAGUGAAGGACCUGCGACUCGCAUCGACGAUGCUCUACUUGCCAAGAUCCGAAGCCUACCCGAUCCUACAGAGAUAUCACCCAGCAAACCACGAGACCGAUACAAGGACCACUUAGAAUUCCCAAAGAAUGAUGCUGGAAUUCAAUGCGAUAUCAAUUUCUCAGCCCAGCUUGCUAUCCACAACACUCAACUCUUACGCUGCUACUCUGUCAGUGACCCUCGUGUUAAGCCCAUGAUACUAUUUGUGAAGCAUUGGGCAAAGAAGCGCGGAAUAAACACACCAUAUCGCGGGACACUCAGCAGCUAUGGUUAUGUCCUCAUGGUCCUGCAUUAUCUGGUCAAUGUAGCUCAGCCCUUUGUCUGUCCGAAUCUGCAACUCAUCCAGAAGGAGCCUCCCAGAACGCUCUCACCAGCCGAGAUCGAGGCACGUUCGAUGUGCCAAGGUCGAGAUGUUCGCUUCUGGCGUAAUGAAGCCGAGAUUAAGAAUCUUGCGGAUCGAAAGAUGCUCAAUCACAAUCAUGACUCUAUCGGUCUGCUCCUUCGCGGGUUUUUCGAGUAUUUUGCGCAAAACGGACAAAUGAGCAGUGUUCCAGGCAGAGGUUUUGAUUGGGGCAGAGAGGUCCUGAGCUUACGAACACCUGCUGGCAUCUUGACCAAGCAAGACAAGGGUUGGGUUGGUGCGAAGACGGUAAUUGAGACGACUAUAGUUGCAGCACCACCAACACCAUUGACAGCAAAGCCACCCUCGCCUACAGAUACCACGGUAGAAUUCACCGAGGACGGUACAGAAGUGAAGACUCCUAAAACUCCUAGGCCACAAAUGAAGACUUUGGAGGAAACCAAGGAAAUUCGCCAUAGAUACCUUUUCGCCAUUGAAGAUCCAUUUGAGCUCGAUCAUAACGUUGCCAGAACAGUGACACACAAUGGUAUUGUGAGCAUCAGAGGCGAGUUCCGUCGUUCAUGGCGAAUCAUCAAGAGUAUUGGCAAGCCUUAUGAAGGGCAGGAAGGUGGAUUGCUCGACCCGCUAUCAAAAAAGGAUAGCGCUCUACAUGAGCUGUUGGACAUUCUGCAUGGUCCUACUCCAAAAACCGAGGUCGUAAAGGAUGCGUAAGAAGCUUGACAUUUUGAAUGAGUCAUGCAUGAUGAGGAAUGUACGGUAGCCGGGUGGUUGGGUGGUUGCAUCAAACGGAGUCUGCCAUUGACUGGCUUUGGAGAGGCGCUUAAAUCAUGGUAAAAGUCACAACUAGGCAAACAGAAAUAGAGUCUGCG